Pocillopora damicornis (cauliflower coral) is the source of this 2709-nucleotide messenger RNA. Its product is annotated as hypoxia-inducible factor 1-alpha. Gene Ontology annotation, cellular component: transcription regulator complex; cytoplasm; nucleus. Gene Ontology annotation, biological process: regulation of transcription by RNA polymerase II. Gene Ontology annotation, molecular function: RNA polymerase II transcription regulatory region sequence-specific DNA binding; protein dimerization activity; DNA-binding transcription factor activity, RNA polymerase II-specific. Lineage: Eukaryota; Metazoa; Cnidaria; Anthozoa; Scleractinia; Pocilloporidae. The record is from RefSeq and is a predicted model, not a curated record.
UAUAUUCAAAGCACGUUUUCAAGUUUUCAAGACAGCAAUGCUACUACGUCUCUCAUCCAAACACAUCACGCUAUCGCACAAUCCGGCUUCAACGGAACAAAUUCACAAAAGCUCUAAACCAACAGCGAUUUAAAACCCUCCGCCGUAUCUUACCGCGGGGACGGAUUCAACAGAAAGAGUUACGAAGAUAGUUUUCAACCCGGGAUCACCCUUAAGCAAAGAGGAUUUCUUGCACAAUCCUUGACAGAGAUUCGAGACUGUGUGGGAACCUUUGGAGCAAGCAAAUAUAUCGACAACAGAUCACCGGACGAAGACAACAACAUCCGUUCAUAGAGGAAUGGCUAGCAAGGCAGUCAAAAAUAGCGAGAACCAGAAAAAGAGAAGAUCACGUGAUGCAGCACGAUCCAGGAGAGGACAGCAGAACGAUGAGUUUGUGGAGCUUGCCAAUCAGCUGCCACUGCCCGCAGGACUUUCAUCGCAGCUUGACAGGCUGUGCAUCAUGCGGCUGGUUAAUAGUUACAUUAAAAUGAAAAACCUUCUUCAAUCUCUGGUGUCCCAAGACAUGAAGAAGAUUGUGUCUCUCAAUGUAGCAGAUACCACAGUAUAUGACAAGGCAUCACUGGAGGCACUAGAUGGGUUUGUCUUUGUUGUAACACCAGAUGGCCAGUGCAUUUAUGUGUCAGAUAACAUCACCCAUUACAUGGGACUCACACAGAUUGAAGUAACUGGUAACAGUUUCUACAAAUACAUCCACCCCUGUGAUCAUGAGGAACUUUCCAAUCAGCUUGGUGGACAGAUCCCUCUUGAAGAUAUGGAAAUCUUCGAUGGCCUGUUCUGUUCUGAUUCUGUCUUUAUGAUGAGCAAUCACUUGAAGGGUGGAUCCAAAAAAUCCAUGCACGAGAACCCUCACAAGUCAUUUUUCUUGCGCAUAAAAAGCACAUUGACAAGCAGAGGAAAGAAUGUUAACCUUCGAGCCUCAACUUACAGAGUUGUCCACUGCACUGGUUGCAUGAAAAUGUCUGUGAAAGUCUCAGAGUCAGGAGAAGAGGAGAAGGUUCCAUUGUUUAUGGUCGCCAUUGGAGUUCCGCUUAUGUUCACAUCCACUUUUGAAGUUCCACUUGACAGAGCCACCUUUACCAGUCGUCACAGUCUUGACAUGAAAUUCUUGUCAUGUGAUGACAGUGUUGCAGACCUUCUUGGUUUCACACCAACAGAGAUUGUUGGCAAGUCCUGGUACCACUUCCAACAUGCUUGUGACUUGGACACAGCAUUAGCAUGCCACAAGACUUUGCUGACCAAAGGCCAGUCUGUGAGUAAGUACUACCGCUUCUUACUUCGCAAUGGAGGAUGGGUGUGGCUUCAGACCAAGGCCAACAUUGUUUACGACAGUAAGACAUGUCAGCCACAGUUUGUCCUCUGCACAAAUUACAUCAUCAUGAGAGUUGACGAGAAGGAGUACAUACUGUCCACAGAACAAGUCAACCCUGUACCUGCACCUCUAGGUCUUGAUCUAGUGGUUAAGAAAGAAUGUGAAAAAGGAAGGGGCACCAGAAGAAAACAUUCCAUUGUGCUGGAGGAACGUACAAAGGUGCUGAAGGCAGCAGCGCAUGAACAGCGUCCAAGUGCAGAUGUCAAACCAAAGAAGGAGAGCAACCUUAAUACCUGCUGUAUGAAGACACCUGCAAAACAGGCAGCAAAGAAAUCCUGUCAGUGUCUUGAGGGUGUUGACUGUGACCACAUUAAUUUUCAGGAGUUCUUCCCAGUGGCAUGGGACACUAAUGAUGACCUCAUUGAGCAACAAAAGGAAUAUGAGAAGCUGCUGCAAACACACUAUGGUGUUACUGAUGACACACCCAGUCCCACCCACUUGGAAAACAGCACCACUGAAAAUAGAGUCCCCUACAUUCCUUCACCAAGUAAUGACCAAAAUAUUGAUAAAGGAAAAGUAGCCAAUGAGGAGGAGGAAAAUUUUGACGAACGUGCUCCAUUUAUUCCACUUUCAAUCAUGGACUCAGAGUUGGAUUGCGAUGAUGAUUUAUUGGUGGAAAUUCCUUUCCUCGAUUCACCCAUGAUACCAUCACCCUCAUCGUGGCUGCUAAAUGCAGAUGAAAGUAUCCCAUCUCCAGGAAGUGCUGUUAUGCUACCUCCAGCCAAGCCUCUAUCUUACAACCGUCGUCCAAGUCUGUCUAACUCAUGCUCACCUGUUUUGAGCAGAAAGGAGAUCCCUACCGCCAUCAAACACAACGGGUAUGUGACAAACGAGACGGCCCACAAAGGGAAAGCACUGUUUCCAAACAUCAGUACAUGGGAAGCUGAAGUGAAUGCACCAGUUCAGAACAUUAAUCUUUUGCAAGGUGACGACCUGCUUGAAGCUCUUGAAUGUGUUGACUUCUUGUGAACUUUGGCUGGGCAAGUGAAGCAAACUGUAUGUCUCAUCUAGGUGUGACAACAGUUAAAGGACUUAUUUCAAUUAUUUGUAGGUUAUACUCAACUUUAUAAGUUCAUUGCAUUUAAUGUCUGAUUGUAAUGCAAAAUGCAAUUCCAGUAAUCUUUGUCAGGGAACAUAUGUCAUCACAUCACAUUUAUUUAGCUUUAAGUUUGGAAUUUGUUUGUUUGUUUGUUUGUUUGUGUGGUGAUACAAAGGCAAAGUGGUAAGCCUUGUGGACUCUGAAUAGAGAGAUUCGAGCCCUGGCUCAAUCCCCGUGUUAA